AUGGAAAACAUUAAUGAAUCAUCUCACGCCGACUUGGAAAAUAAUUUAACUGUGUGUGAGGAAACAAUUAAUGGGGAUGGGCUGGAUGAAUCCCCUAAUGGGUUGCUCAACAAAUUAGCCAAGUCUGGCUGCUUUGGACCUUUCCCAAACAACGUGUAUGGUAAUGGUUCGCAAUCAGAUGAGCCUGAGAUUAAUUUCAACAGUGCCCAAGAUAAAAGAAGAAGAUUAAUGAGAAAUGACAGGGAAGUCGAUUUUGAUUCUUCGGACCCUGUUAUGCCUCUUCCAUAUCUUGAUCUAAACAGAACUCCGAUUCCCUCUCAGAUUCCUCUUCCAGACAUCAAAGUGGACUCUCCAUCAUCUUCGUCGGAAAUUAGGAAUACGGUGGAAGUGGGCAAUAUUUUGGGAUUUGAGAUUGAUGGCGACAAUCCAAUCCUAAAAGAAGUCUUGGGCGAAAACGAAUCCAAGCUGGGUGAGUCAUCCCCUCCUCUAAAUAUUACCGAAUGUUGGGGCGAUAAUAAUUGGGGGUUCGAGCAGGUUUUUACAAUAGGAAGAUCCUGUGGCUUGGUGUCGAUAUGGGAUAAAGGAGCAUUUACGCUAAUAGAGACUUUCAAAUCCAUAUACUUUAUUUUGACACUGGGUAAUUUGGUGGGCAUUAAUGGCCUUACUGGCAUUAUAAACAUCUACGGGCCCCAAUCAAUUCAUGAGAAGUCGAAAUUAUGGGACAAAUUGUUAUCUUUGAAAUCCUCCAUAUCAGCUACUUGGAUCCUUAUGGGAGACUUUACUGUGGUUCGAAGACAGGAAGAACGUAUAUAUUCAGUCUUUUGCUCAGACAGUGCAAGUGCCUUUAAUCAAUUCAUAUACAGGGGUGAACUCACAGAUCUGAAUAUGGGAGGCCAAAGAUUCACCUUCGUCCAAACGCAAGGCGCGAAAUUGAGUAAAUUAGAUAGAAUUUUGGUAUGUAAAAUUGUUUCUCAACCACGUUUCCCCUUGCGUCAUGUGAGGCAUUAG
Molecule: messenger RNA, 1008 nt
Organism: Lactuca virosa
Lineage: Eukaryota; Viridiplantae; Streptophyta; Magnoliopsida; Asterales; Asteraceae
Source: the annotation of a GenBank genome assembly